UGACAGCCCAUCAGAAGUCACCGGAUGUCCUCUGAUGCAUCAUCUCAUGUGAUCCAAUCACACUCCUGUGUCUGCUGCCUUCAACUCAACUGCUUCCGGAUCCACAGAGAGUUCGCCUGUGCUGCACACAGAGCCAGGACUAUCUGCAAAGGAGGGGUGCUGUCUGUCCUGUUGAGCUCCUCCUGGUGUGUGUGUCGGGUGUGUGUGUAUGCACCAUGGCGAGCCUCCUGCGUGUUGUGGCGGCCAGCUGCUCAGCCCCUGUGUUCAGCGGUGUUUCCUGUGUGAAGCUGCAGAGCGGCGGUGGUAUCAAAUCCUCAUGCCUUCGCUUUUUCAGGACCCAUCAAGCUCUGGGACGAUGUGCCAGUCCAGGUAUCGCGUACAAACAACUCACGGUCGGUGUACCCAAAGAAAUCUUCCUGAAUGAACGCCGUGUGGCGCUCUCUCCCGCCGGUGUCCAGGCACUCAUCAAACAGGGCUUCAACGUUGUGGUGGAGUCCGGAGCCGGAGAGCCUUCCAAGUUCGCUGAUGAACACUACACCCAGGCUGGAGCAACAAUCAAAGACAUUAAAGAUGUCUUGGCAUCUGAUGUCCUGGUUAAGGUUCGUGCUCCCAUUUUCAACCCUGACUUGGGUGUCCAUGAAGUGGAGAUGAUGAAGGAUGCGGCCACAUUAUUCAGCUUCAUCUACCCGGCUCAAAACCCUGAGCUGAUGGACAUGCUGUCCCAGAAGAAGGCCACCGUCCUGGCUAUGGACCAGGUGCCCCGAGUCACCAUCGCCCAGGGUUACGAUGCACUGAGCUCCAUGGCAAACAUCGCAGGGUACAAGGCAGUGGUGCUGGCAGCUAACAACUUUGGUCGCUUUUUCACUGGACAAAUCACAGCAGCUGGAAAAGUGCCACCUGCAAAGGUUCUGAUCAUUGGAGGUGGUGUGGCUGGAUUGGCAGCAGCUGGUUCUGCCAGGUCCAUGGGAGCCAUCGUCAGAGGAUUUGACACCAGAGCUGCAGCUUUGGAGCAGUUUAAAUCUCUGGGCGCAGAGCCGCUGGAGGUGGACUUCAAGGAGUCAGGAGAGGGUCAGGGAGGCUACGCCAAGACAAUGUCGAAGGAGUUCAUCGAGGCAGAGAUGAAGCUGUUUGCCAAGCAGUGUCUGGAGGUGGACAUUAUCAUCACCACUGCUCUUAUCCCAGGUAAGCGUUCACCCAUCCUGAUCACCAAAGCAAUGGUAGAGAGCAUGAAAGACGGGUCAGUGGUGGUGGACUUGGCCGCCGAGGCCGGAGGAAACAUUGAGACCACAGUACCCGGAGAGCUGUCGGUACACAAGGGAGUGACCCAUAUCGGCUUCACAGACCUGCCCAGCCGUUUGCCAACACAGUCCAGCACUCUGUACUCCAACAACAUCACUAAGUUGAUGCGGGCCGUCAGCCCCGGCACGGAGAACUUUUUCCUCGAUGUCAAGGAAGUGUUCGACUACGGGACCAUGGAUCACGUCGUCAGGGGAUCCGUUGUCAUGCAGGAUGGAAGGAACCUGUUCCCAGCUCCGCAGCCUAACAAUGUGCCCGUCGCAGCUCCUCCUAAACCCAAGUCCGUCCAGGAACUUGCGAAAGAGAAGGCUGCACAAGUCUCCCCCUUCAGCGCUACACUCACUACUGCUGGCGCGUACACUGGAGGCGCUGCCACCCUGCUGGGUCUGGGUCUGGCAGCUCCCAACGCCGCCUUCACUCAGAUCGUCACCACCUUCGGUCUGGCUGGCAUUGUGGGAUACCACACCGUGUGGGGAGUCACUCCUGCUCUGCACUCUCCACUCAUGUCUGUCACCAACGCCAUCUCAGGUCUGACGGCUGUGGGUGGUCUGUCCCUGAUGGGCGGCGGCCUCUCCCCAUCAACUACCGCUGAGACACUGGCUGUGCUGGCCGCCUUCAUCUCCUCGAUCAACAUUGCUGGUGGUUUCCUGGUGACUAAGAAGAUGUUGGACAUGUUCAAGCGUCCCACUGAUCCCCCAGAGCAUAACUACCUUUAUCUGCUUCCUGGUGGCGUCUUUGUCGGCGGCUAUGCUGCUGCCCUGCAGUCUGGAUACAACAUUGAACAGAUGAUGUACUUGGGCUCAGGUCUGUGCUGUGUCGGUGCCCUGGCUGGCCUUUCCAACCAGAAAACAGCCCGUCUGGGUAACGCUCUGGGUAUGAUGGGAGUCGCAGGAGGCGUCAUUGCCACUCUCGGUGCCCUCAAACCGAGCCCUGAGCUCCUGGCACAGAUGAGUGCAGCCAUGGCUGUAGGCGGCACUACUGGCCUGGCCAUUGCUAGGAAGAUCGAGAUCACUGACCUGCCCCAGCUGGUGGCUGCCUUCCACAGCUUGGUGGGUAUGGCCGCCGUGCUCACCUGCGUGGCCGAAUACAUGAUCGAGUACCCCCACUUCGCCACAGACCCCGCAGCCAACCUCACCAAGAUAGUUGCCUACAUCGGCACCUACAUCGGUGGAAUCACUUUCAGUGGCUCUUUGGUGGCAUAUGGCAAACUGCAAGGCGUUUUGAGCAGCGCUCCCCUGAUGCUCCCUGGUCGUCACGCUCUCAACGGCACUCUGAUGGCAGCCAGUAUUGGUGGGAUGAUUCCCUACAUGCUGGAUCCCAGUUUCACCACAGGCAUCACCUGUCUGGGAUCUGUCUCUGCUCUCUCCGCUGUCAUGGGUGUGACCUUGACAGCAGCUAUCGGAGGCGCUGACAUGCCGGUGGUCAUCACCGUGCUGAACAGUUACUCAGGCUGGGCGCUGUGUGCCGAGGGCUUCCUGCUCAACAACAACCUGCUGACCAUCGUCGGAGCUCUCAUCGGGUCGUCUGGAGCCAUUCUGUCAUACAUCAUGUGUGUGGCCAUGAAUCGAUCUCUGGCUAACGUGAUCUUGGGAGGCUUCGGCACGUCCUCCACCGGCUCAGGAAAGCCCAUGGAGAUCACGGGCACACACACCGAGGUCAACGUGGAUCAGACCGUAGACAUGAUUAAAGACUCCCAGAGCAUAAUCAUCACUCCAGGUUAUGGACUGUGUGCUGCGAAGGCCCAGUACCCCAUCGCUGAGUUGGUGAAGAUGCUUCAAGAGGCUGGCAAGCAUGUCAGGUUUGGUAUCCACCCCGUGGCCGGCCGUAUGCCCGGUCAACUCAACGUGCUGUUGGCUGAAGCUGGCGUCCCGUAUGAUAUUGUCCUGGAAAUGGACGAGAUUAAUGAAGACUUCUCUGAAACGGACCUUGUCCUGGUGAUCGGAGCCAAUGACACAGUAAACUCAGCCUCCCAGGAAGAUCCCAACUCUAUCAUUGCUGGUAUGCCGGUGCUGGAGGUCUGGAAGUCUAAGCAGGUGAUCGUGAUGAAACGUUCCCUGGGCGUCGGAUACGCAGCUGUCGACAACCCCAUCUUCUACAAGCCCAACACCGCGAUGUUGCUAGGCGACGCCAAGAAGACUUGUGACGCCCUGCAAGCCAAGGUCCGCGAGUCUCAGAGUCAGUAAGGCGGACACCUCCACAAAAAGAGCACACACGGAGCGAGGAGGGUCAAAAACAAUGAGUCACCAAAAAAUAUCUCCACAUUAAGAUGAUCUUUGUUCGAUUGUGACUAUUUGAGCAAAGAUGAUUUAAAAGGUUAUUGGCACACCCUUCCUGUCAUCUAUAAAUAAAAGAAAUUGUAAUGGUUGUAAAAAAAAUCAAUAUGCUUGUGCAGUAGGAUCCAAGCAAUGCAGAUAUUGUAGUUUGUCUAGGAAGGGUACGUCAACAAAUUUGCAUGUAGUAAUCUGGCGAGCAAGCAACUGUGUCAUCUUCAUUAUAGACGCCUAUAUUAAUGUAAAACAAUCAGAAAUGUAGAUGCAUUAAGAUGUUAGAUAAUGUUAAAUUUCAGUGUUAAGAUAUUUUAGGAAAUAGUCAAUAAUUGAAAGACAAUUUCAGAUGAAUAGGAAUUAAAAAGGAACAAAAGCAGAGAUAUAAAGAGAAAGAGGUAUGACAGACUUAGGCACUAACUAACGUUUUUCCACACCGAUAAGAGUUUUCACCCACGUUUCCUUUUAUUAUCGUAAGGUAAUUUGGUGUUCCCUUUUAUUUUCUCAAAUGCUAACGUACGUCGCACCUUCUUUUCCUGUCCAAGUAAAAAGAAAAAAAGCAGAAUAGCGCAACAUUUUUGUAAAGUUCUUUCAGUUCCAGUUUUAUACGGUAUUGAGAGAUUUUUGUAUUUGGUCUAAUAAUUAUCAUAAACCUAGAAAAUCACAUUUUUAGAAGCCAUAGCUUAAAGAAAUCUGGUCAUGCUAUUUGCUUUUUUUCUUUUAACUUAUGUGUCUUGUGACCUCCACCUACACUAUGCCUCUAGUGCAGCAAUCACACACGGACCCAAAAACAUUAAUAAAGAUCCAUUCAGACCUCGUCUAUCAAGCAUUUAACGCAAUAAACCAAAUGACACCACAGCGGUCAUGUAAUGCUGGUAAAGACUGCACUACUACCAACACACACACACUCUUGUAGCUCUGAAAGCUGAAUGGAUUUUAUGAUGUUUUUGAACCAGGUGCAUCACGUCAUCACCCUGUGUGGUUCUGGUGUUACAGUACAUAUGAUGAUGAUAGCCUUUACGGUAAAGAAGGGUGUGUUUUUUUUUCAGUGAACGUGGCUCCAUCCACUCCGAUAUGUGUGUCCUCAUUAUUUUUCUAGAGGAAAAUGAAGGAUCACUGUUUUGUAAACUAGGGCCAGAUGUUAACCUGACUGUUGUGCAAAGAGUCUCAAGCAACAUGACGCUUCUAAUUCAUUCAAUUUGUCGCCACAUUUCAGAAUACAUGUUUGUUAUUAUUAAGCAUUUCUUAAUUGGAAAUGUCCUUUUUUAUCCUUUGCCAUAAAUAUAAACUUGUGCCAUAACAUCCCAUUUUUACAAUCAAUCUGGAUAGAUUUCACAGCACAAAUAUAGAUGAAUUGCUGUAUUAGCACUUCUUGAAAGAUCACUGACAAAAUGACAAUAGCUCCCACUCUACACCUAACUAACUAAUAACUAAAAACACCAGAAAGGCCAUCAAGUUAGAAUUUUUGACUGAGGUUGGAUUGCUUCCUUCCUUUUUAUUACUUCACUUUACACAGUUUUGGUGGUCAUGAUACAGUAGAUUAAUUAGUUUUCUGGUACACGGUUUGAAGAACAUGAGGUGACAGGUUGGCAAUCUCCGUUGCUGUUAAAAUCUGUACAAGUACAAGUUAGUCGUUCUAGUUUCAUCCUGGGACCUGAUUACAUUGACCAUGACAACUAUCCUACCUCUCCAUAAAACGACCAACACCUUUCCAGAGGAGCCUCAUCUGACCAAUCACCUUUGACUGAAUCGACCACAGGGCGUCUUAACGGACCAGUCAUUUUCCUUCUUUCACAUCUGAUUUCAACCAGUCAGCUCUCAUGCAUCCUAAACCUGACCAAUCGCCUUCUGUUUUGUGUUCACAUCAUGUUUUUUAACCAUCAGACCUCAGUUGCUGGCUAGUUUACUGUAUGUUAUGCAAGUGUAGAGCUGCAUAUGUCAUUAGUGCUCAUGAGGGGUUAUUGUUCUUACAUGUCAAUUUACACAAACGCAGUCUUUAGGGACUAUUAGAUUGAGAUGUUUGCUUAAUAUUUGUUGCCAUUUUGAGGAAGUCAAAUCAAGGAAGCUGGAGAAUAUUACUAGUUUUGCCAAUGUGCCCCCCCUUAUGCCCGUUUUUGUCUUCUUAAGGAAAAUAUUUUUGUAAAGAGGCACCGUAUCUGUGCAGAGCAACAAUGGGGUUUUGAAGUUGUACAAUGUUUCGCCGUGUUAUAGGGAGAUGAAAUGAUGAAAUGUACUGUGAAUGUUCCCCCCCACCCCCCUUUUGUUUAUCAUGGAACAGUUUCAUCCCUAAUAAACCUGUAUUUACACUAGA
This is a messenger RNA of Sebastes umbrosus (honeycomb rockfish), 5871 nucleotides long. RefSeq names its product nicotinamide nucleotide transhydrogenase (gene nnt). The record is from RefSeq and is a predicted model, not a curated record. Bases 216 to 3479 code for a protein of 1087 amino acids. The transcript has 22 exons. Gene Ontology annotation, cellular component: mitochondrial inner membrane. Gene Ontology annotation, biological process: proton transmembrane transport; NADPH regeneration. Gene Ontology annotation, molecular function: NADP binding; NAD binding. NCBI's taxonomy places the organism in Eukaryota, Metazoa, Chordata, Actinopteri, Perciformes, Sebastidae.